AUGCCAUUAUCUACUUAUACCCAUGAAGUCCAUGAAAAGCGCUCUGUCAUUCCUUCAGGAUGGAAGCAAGGUAAUCGUUUAUCGGAACAUAUUAUUCUUCCCGUGAGAAUUGCUUUAACGCAAAGCAAUAUGGAUAAAAUGAACGAAUACGUCAUGCAAGUCUCUGAUCCUGAUUCAAAAUUAUACGGUCAACAUUGGACUCCCGAACAAGUUCGUUCUACCUUUUCUCCUUCUGAAGAAACACGUAAUUCAGUAUCCGAAUGGCUUGUUGCUUCUGGAAUUUCAUCUCAUCGAUUACAUCAUGAUGUCGGAUCAGGAGGUUGGAUUGCCUUUGAUGCAACAGUUGCAGAAGCAGAAAAGUUGUUCAACACUGAAUACUUUAGCUGGUCUCAUGAUCGUGCUUUGAGUAAAGAUCCAAUCGCUGCCGUUGCUCAAUCAUAUUCUCUGCCUGCCCAUAUUCGUCAACAUAUUGACUUUGUAACACCAACUUUACAUUUCGACGCACGUUUACAUCGUCGUGACAAUGACCGUGAUACAAUUGCACGCACAAGGAUUGACCUUGGUUCGCCUAACGGUCCUUCCGUUCCUAAAAAGUUGGACGUUUAUAAUCCUGCCAACAUUCUCAACGAAUUGGAACAAUGUGAUCAAUAUAUCACUUUGAUCUGUUUGCGUGCUUUAUACGGCGUUCCUGCUUUACCAAGCUUCACACCUACAAACCCAAAGAAUAGCUUCGGAAUCGUUGAAUACACUCCACAAGCCUAUCUCGGCAGCGAUUUGGAUCUCUUCUUUGCCAAUUACUCAAAAGACCAAAAGCAAAAAAGACCUAAUUUGAUCUCUAUCGAUGGAGGUGCAUUGAAUAAUUCAAAUAGAGGUUUCUCAUACAACGGUGAAUCUAACUUGGAUUUGGAAUACGGAAUGUCCCUCGUUAAUCCGAUCCCGGUGACUCUUUACCAAGUAGGUGAUGCAAUCGAAUCCGCUUCUUUCAAUGACUUUUUGGAUGCUUUAGAUGCAAGUUAUUGCGGCGGUGACGAUUCAAGUCAAGACUCUCCCUACCCUGAUCCUCACCCAGGAGGUUACAAAGGGCCAAAAGCAUGCGGAACUGCUCCAACGAGUAAGGUCAUUUCUACUAGUUACGGAUACAACGAAGCCGACUUAACACCAGCUUAUGAAAUCAGACAAUGCAACGAAUAUGCAAAACUUGGCCUCCUCGGAACUACAUGGGUCUACAGCAGUGGAGAUUACGGCGUAGCAGGCAAUUCAGGACAAUGUAUCGAUCCAGCAACUAAUCAAUAUAACAAUGGAACGUCUGGAAAGUUCAACCCUUCAUUCCCUGGCACGUGUCCUUACAUUUUAAGCGUUGGAGCAACUGAAGUCUUACCGGGAAAGACUGUACUACAACCUGAAUCUGCUUGUGAGAAAGUUAUUUACUCUGGAGGUGGUUUCUCAAACGUUUUCCAACAACCAGAUUAUCAAAAGAAUGCCGUUCAAACUUAUUUCAAGAAUUAUAAGCCCACAUAUACAGCAAUGCAGUACAACAACUCCGAAACAACAAGAGGAUACCCGGAUGUCUCGGCAAAUGGUGCCAAUUACAUCGUUACUGUAGCCGGCAAUGUGUCCCGUGUAUAUGGAACAUCUGCUUCUGCACCCGUGACGGCCUCUAUCUUGACAUUGAUCAACGAAGCACGUUUGGAUGCCGGAAAAGGAUCAUUAGGAUUCGUUAAUCCGACAUUUUAUGCUAACCCUUAUCUCUUUAAUGAUAUCACCAAUGGAACCAAUCCUGGUUGUGGCACACAAGGAUUCUCAGCCGUCAAAGGCUGGGAUCCAGUAACAGGCUUGGGUACUCCAAACUACCCUAAAUUGCUGGCCUACUUUUUGGCCCACUGAACAAUCUCAAAAUGGAAUCGCAUAAAUAGCUUUUAUGAAUGGAAUGCAAUGACACUGUCAUGAGGACUGAGUUUGAACAGAUAAUAGCAUGAGGUUAU
Meira miltonrushii is the source of this 1982-nucleotide messenger RNA. RefSeq names its product subtilisin-like protein. Gene Ontology annotation, biological process: proteolysis. The transcript is spliced from 2 exons. Gene Ontology annotation, molecular function: tripeptidyl-peptidase activity; serine-type endopeptidase activity. The coding region runs from base 1 to 1884 and encodes 627 amino acids. Lineage: Eukaryota; Fungi; Basidiomycota; Exobasidiomycetes; Exobasidiales; Brachybasidiaceae. The record is from RefSeq and is a predicted model, not a curated record.